UCCAGAGAUUUUGAAAUCCCUCACCGAUCCUGUUAAAAAUAGAGAUAAACGCAUGGCUGAAAAACAGGAAAAGAUUGCGGUUUGCUUAGCACCCCUGGGUCCAGCCUUAGAAAAACUCUUAACUAAAGAAGGGGACCCAGACCUGGAGAUGAUAACAACUCUGAGCGAUGUUGCUCGAAUGUUGGUGGACGUCCAGCGGGACGAGACCCUGGCGAGGCGCACCAUCAUCCUGCCUCUCUUGAAUCCAGACAUGAAGGAAACUCUCAUCGCCUCUGAAGCCGGACAAUUCUUAUUCGGUGACAAGCUGGCUGACACGCUGAAAGGAGCAGACGCACUCGAUAAGUCAUCUCAGCUGCUAAAACCCAAGGGAAAAACAAUGCAAACGAAAAAUUCCAAGACGUCAAAAAACUGGAAGAGCCCCUCGUACCAAAAGACCAAACGGGCAACGGCCGGGGGGCAUCGCAAGCCGUUCACGCCAGUAGUGAACUCCAGCUACAAGAAAGCCAGCCAUUCCAGGACUCAAUCGAGAUCGAGUCACCACUCGAGAAGGAGUCACCGAUAGAACCUAGCGGAACCUCAUCAGUUGUGGGCCCAACUUUCCCUGGUGGGAGGAAUCUUAUCGAGACAGCAUUUUCACUAAAAAAUUUAUCACCGGAAACAAUCAGAAUCAGCAUUGCAUCACUUCGCGAUUCAACGUUACGACAAUAUAACUCUGCCCUUAAAAAAUGGUGGAAUUUUUGUCAACGCAGUGAGACUCCCGUUUUUUCAGCAGUAAUUCCCGACGUUCUUCAAUUUCUCACCGAAGAACUCAAUGCCGGAGCGUCUUCUGGAACCAUCAACAGCAUGAGAUCGGCUGUGGCCCUACUUCUGGGCCCACACGUGGGAAAAGACGAAUCAGUUAAACGAUUUUGUCGAGGUACGGUAGCCCUACAUCCGACACGUCCUAAAUACAGUUCAACUUGGGAUCCCAAGUUGGUCCUAGAUCACAUAGCAGGAUGGAUUCCAAACGACACUAUCAGUUUAAAGAGGUUAUCCGAAAAAUUGGCAGUCUUGAUGGCGCUGACAACAGCUCAUCGAAUGCAGACCCUGACCUCAAUCUUAAUUGACAAUAUUAUCCACAAAACAGACCGCAUAGAGAUUAAAGUUCCAGCAAUACUAAAAACGUCAGGCCCCAAGCGGCCUCAACCAAACUUGAUUCUUCCUUUCUUCCCGGAAAAUUCAGCCAUUUGCGUUGCAUCAACACUGCAGUCUUACUUGGAGCGCACUCGACCACUGCGCGGAACUGAGAAGGCACUCUUUAUUUCGGGAAAAAAGCCCCACAAUGCAAUAACAAGCCAGACGCUGAGCCAUUGGAUUAAAGACGUACUCAGCAAAAGUGGAGUGGACACGGCAACUUUCUCGGCGUACAGCACACGACACGCGUCCACCUCAGCGGCCAAAGACAGCGGUGUAAACAUCGAUAUGAUUCUGAAAACCGCCGGCUGGACUCCAUCAUCAGAAACCUUUGCCAGGUUCUACAAUCGUCCCAUUCAAGAGGAUCCGAAAACAUUUGCAAGUUCGAUUUUGAGAAGAUAAACAUUAUCAAGAUAACAUUUUCUUCUUCCAUUGUUCGCUUUUUCCUCUUCAAAUAAUAAUAAUAAUAAUAAUAAUAAUAAUAAUAAUAAAAAUACCCAUGUAGCACAGU
This is a messenger RNA of Diachasma alloeum, 1684 nucleotides long. RefSeq lists its product as uncharacterized. The record is from RefSeq and is a predicted model, not a curated record. Gene Ontology annotation, molecular function: DNA binding. The transcript is spliced from 2 exons. Bases 844 to 1575 code for a protein of 243 amino acids. Lineage: Eukaryota; Metazoa; Arthropoda; Insecta; Hymenoptera; Braconidae. Gene Ontology annotation, biological process: DNA integration; DNA recombination.